Durio zibethinus is the source of this 3493-nucleotide messenger RNA. RefSeq names its product serine/threonine-protein kinase Nek5-like. Lineage: Eukaryota; Viridiplantae; Streptophyta; Magnoliopsida; Malvales; Malvaceae. The record is from RefSeq and is a predicted model, not a curated record. Gene Ontology annotation, molecular function: protein serine/threonine kinase activity; ATP binding. Gene Ontology annotation, cellular component: cortical microtubule. Gene Ontology annotation, biological process: microtubule-based process; protein phosphorylation.
CUACUAAAUUCGUAACUAAAGAAAAUUUCAAAAAGAAUUUUCUCCAUUGUUUCCUGCUAUAGAGUGAAGUGAAAGAGAAUGCCUUAGAGAACUCAACAGCAAUGAAAAAAGGAGGAGAGGAUCGUAGACGAAGAUUUCGAUGGCUUUGAAAAUUGAUUAUCCUUUGAAACGAUUUCGUUUAUUGUUGAAGCACAUUGGCAGCAUUGCAAUUGAGGCGAAGAAUCCGGCAAUGAUUUCGAGAUCCGGAGAAAAUUUGUUUUAAGACGAAAAUGAAUUGAUUUUUCGUUUUUUUCUUGUCUUAAUUGCUCUUUUUGUUCGAAAUUUUGAUUUGGAGGAAAAAAAAAGAUUGAUUAAAGAGUUAAAAGCAAUGGAGUCUCGAAUGGAUCAUUACGAGAUCAUGGAACAGAUCGGCCGUGGUGCUUUCGGUGCUGCCAUUCUCGUUCACCACAAAUCCGAGAGGAAAAAGUAUGUGUUGAAGAAGAUCAGAUUGGCGCGGCAAACGGAGCGUUGCAGGAGAUCUGCACAUCAAGAAAUGGCACUUAUUGCGCGAAUUCAACAUCCCUAUAUCGUUGAAUUUAAGGAAGCUUGGGUUGAGAAAGGUUGCUAUGUUUGCAUUGUUACUGGGUACUGUGAAGGUGGAGAUAUGGCUGAAUUGAUGAAAAAGUCAAAUGGGGUCUAUUUCCCAGAGGAGAAACUUUGCAAGUGGUUUGCACAACUACUUCUGGCAGUUGAAUAUCUGCAUUUAAAAUUUGUUCUGCAUCGCGACCUAAAGUGUUCCAACAUCUUUCUUACCAAAGAUCAAGAUGUCCGCCUUGGGGAUUUUGGACUUGCCAAAACUCUGAAGGCAGAUGAUUUGGCUUCCUCGGUGGUUGGAACUCCCAAUUACAUGUGUCCUGAACUGCUUGCAGAUAUUCCUUAUGGUUUCAAGUCUGAUAUCUGGUCUCUAGGGUGCUGUAUGUACGAGAUGGCUGCUCAUCGCCCUGCUUUUAAAGCUUUUGACAUGGCAGGGUUGAUAAGCAAGAUAAACCGAACCUCUAUUGGCCCUUUGCCUUCUUGUUACUCUCCAUCCUUGAAAACACUUAUCAAGGGCAUGCUAAGAAAGAAUCCAGAGCAUCGACCAAGUGUAUCAGAGCUUUUGAAGCACCCUUAUUUGCUGCCAUAUGUUGAUCAGUAUCGUCCAUCCUUCAGUUGCCCUUCAACAAUUUGCUCCCGGGAUAAGCAUAUUUCCACUGGUCGUGAUAAUAGCAAAAACAUGGCUGAGAGUCAGUAUAGUAAUAGCUCAUGUAGUGAUAAAGAUAGUUCGCUUUCAAGUGACAGAAAUACUGUCACAAUGGUUUCAAAUACCAAUGGUAAGACCACUGACACAGAUUCAAUUUCUAAUGAUGAUGAAGAUGCCACUGAGCACCCGCCACUGACACAGAAUGGCCCCAUCAUUUUCACUGGCGAAGUUAAUGAAAAAGGAAUGAUGAAACCUUCUUAUGCAGAACAGGGAUCUAAUGUUCAAUCAAAGCAACCAAAAUCCAUCAAAAGUAUAAUGGUAGCUUUGAAAGAAGGGAAAGUAAGAGAAAAUGGUUCCCCAAUGAGAGGCAGCCGUACAAAAGCUGUAGGUGGAUUGACUCAAAGAAAUAAUGUAGAGGCAUCACCCAAAGUUCUUAAACCACCUGCUCCCACCCUGGGUUUGAAGUGUAAUGUAGAUACCACAACUGUUGCUUCAGCAAGAUUACCAUCAGAUUCUGCAAAAAGAAUACAAGGAUCACACCAUUUGAGGCACCAGUUACCUUUAAUUGAAUCCUCCCCAAAGACUAAACCUAGACAUGAAGGGAUUCCUCCCCCUGUGCCUGGAAAGCAUGUUGCUGAAGAUGGACUAUCAUCUAAGCCAAGGCAAAGUACUCCUUCCAUUGUUGCAAGAAGAUCAUCGAUUACAGGAAGGAUGAAGCAUGCAGGAACUGAUGCUUCAAAUGUGGCAAGUAACAUACCAAAGUUAGUAUCUACAGAGAGAAACCAGGAGCAUGAAGCUAUUCCUCGUCAACUGCCUAAUGGUUGCCUUUCAGAUGUUUCUAGGGAUGUUACACAAGAGGCUGAGCUAGCUUUAAUUGUAGCUACUAAUGGGGUGCAAACAGAUAGCAGCAAUUCUGUCUCAUCUUCAAUCUCAUUUCAGGCAUUUGAGAUUUGUGAUGAUGCAACAACCUCUUUUAUUGACUUGACUGAACAGACACAUUAUAAUGAGAUAAUCAAUCACAUCAAGAGUUUGGAAUCGCAUCCACCAUCCAGCUCUCCUGCUACUCUGCAAUCAGAUAUGCCUGAGGUUCUGUUGAGAGAAAGCCAUGGGAAUGAUCAUAAAUCUGUUGUGUGUUCAACCGAAGAAUCUGAUCCAACCCAGGAUCUUCUGCAUUUCACUUCAGUUGAUGCAAAAGUGAGUUUGAAUGCCCCUUUCGACCUUCCAGUCCUCAGUUCAGAAGAAAUGUAUGUUCAUAAAGAUGAUAUUGCUGUAAGCAAGACGAUGAGUAUGGAUGAUGCUCCUUUAAGCAGGACAAAUAGUAGGAAUGAUGCUGCUCAUUUAAGCAGGAGUAGUAGGGAUGAUGCACCUAUAAACAGGCCAAUCAGUAGGGAUGAUGCCCUUGUAAGUGGGCCAACUACUGGGGAAGAUUGCCCCACAAGCAGGCCAAGUAGUAUUGAUGAAACUGUGGCAAGCAGAUCUAGUAAUAGGCAUGAUAUGAUGCUCCUUUCAACUCUUUCUUCUGCGUCCAGUGGUGAUGACAAGUUCACUGUAAUGGAACUUCUCUCAUCAGUUGCAGAAACUAUGCCUAGCAUUGGCUCACCAAUUUCAUCUAGCCAGAAGAACUCACAGCCAGAUAAAGGAACAAACUUGCAUAAUCCAACCAUUGAAAAGCCACCUGCAACCUCUGAUCCUUCAGCUUUUGAUGAUGUUAUACAUGUUAUAAGGCACAGUAGCUUCCAUGUUGGAAGUAAGCAGCCAGUGAUGGAAAAAGUAGAAAUGGGUGUUCAAAAUGUGGAUGUUGGGAAACUUAAAAAUGUUGUGAGCGAUGAAUUAGAUAUGAGAAACAUGAAUAGUCCAGUGACCGUUAAGUCAUCAAGUUGUUCUGAAGCUUUAAGUUCAAAAUCAAAUGUUUCGGAUUACUCUGCUGUUAAAGAAAUGGAUGUUAGGAACUACAUUUCUUCAUCUCCAAAUUCUGAUUCACCAGAGUCUGCGAAUUCCAGCUCUUCUGUGAUGGAAGAGGAGACACCAGCAAAGGAAACUUUGGAUGUCAAGUCUUUUAGGCAAAGGGCAGAGGCACUCGAAGGGCUCCUAGAAUUGUCUGCAGAGUUACUGCAACAGAACAGAUUGGAAGAGCUCUCUGUUGUUUUGAAGCCUUUUGGGAAAGAUAAGGUGUCUCCAAGGGAGACAGCUAUCUGGUUAGCCAAGAGUCUGAAAGGAAUGAUGAUUGAAGACUGUGGACGAAGUUCAUGAAGUAUUAUUCGUGGGGUAAGCCUU